GCGGAGCGGGGCGCGGGCGGGAGCGGGGCCUCGCCCGGCGCAGCCUCAGCCUUUCCCCUCCUGCCUCUGUCUGCCAGCCCCGCCUGGCGCCGGGAGGGCCCCUGCCCGUGCACCCCCGAGGCGACCCCGGCCCUCUCACGCCCCUUCCCGCCCUGCCGUCCCCAGGAGCUGUCCGUGCUCGCUGCGGCGCUGGUCGUGGGCGCCUCGGUCUUGCUGUUCGUCUUCAAGGCGGCGAGGACGCGGGCUCCCAUCACGCUGAGGGAUCCCAACACCAAGUAUCCGCUGGCCCUUGUGGAGAAAGAGGAGAUCAGCCACGACACCAAGCGUUUUCGGUUUCGACUUCCAUCGCCAGAUCACGUAUUGGGGUUACCAAUAGGCCAACAUGUUUCUCUUUCUGCCAAAAUCAAUGGUAGUUUGGUGAUCCGGGCCUACACACCAGUUUCCAGUGAUGAAAUAAAAGGUUAUGUUGAUUUAAUUAUAAAGGUCUACUACAAGAAUGUCAAUCCUAAGUUCCCUGAAGGUGGAAAGAUGUCCCAGUACUUAAACAGCAUGAACAUUGGAGAUACUAUUGACUUCAGAGGGCCAAAUGGACUUCUUGUGUAUAAGGGGCCAGGUAAAUUUGCUAUCAAGCCUGACAAGAAGUCUGAAGCACAGAUAAAGUUUGCAAAGCAUCUUGGGAUGAUAGCUGGGGGAACAGGAAUUACACCGAUGUUGCAGCUGAUUCGUCACAUCACAAAGGACCCCAAGGAUGACACAAAAUGUUACUUACUUUUUGCUAAUCAGACAGAAAAAGACAUACUAUUAAGAACAGAGCUAGAGGAGGUUGCUAAGAAGCACCCCAGUCAAUUUAAACUGUGGUACACACUGGACAGGCCUCCUCAAGAUUGGAAGUACAGCUCUGGUUUCAUCACUGUGGACAUGAUUAAAGCACAUCUUCCUCCACCUGGCAAUGAUUCCAUCAUUCUGAUGUGUGGGCCACCUCCUAUGAUUCAGUUUGCUUGUCAGCCCAGUCUGGACAAACUGGGUUAUUCCAAAAAUAACAAGUUUGCUUAUUAACAUGAAAAGGCAUUGAACAAUGUCAGUAAGCAUACUAUAUUCCUGGCACAUGCUGUGAUAAUCCUCUAUACUGCAGCUCUUUUAGAGCAAUGUAAUGCUCUGAUGUAGACUCUACUCCUUUUUAAGUUGAAUGUCAAGAAUUUUAUUGCCUAGGUACUUAAAUCUGUUGUGUUCCUACAUAAAUUUUCAGUAUUAUAACACA
Messenger RNA from Gavialis gangeticus (Gharial), 1258 nucleotides. Its product is annotated as NADH-cytochrome b5 reductase 2. The transcript is spliced from 8 exons. Gene Ontology annotation, molecular function: FAD binding; oxidoreductase activity. Lineage: Eukaryota; Metazoa; Chordata; Crocodylia; Gavialidae. The record is from RefSeq and is a predicted model, not a curated record. The annotation marks the transcript as partial. Gene Ontology annotation, cellular component: mitochondrion.